ACAGGAAUGCGUAUACAUAACUAAGUGGUGUCUAAAUAUUGUUAUUUUCCCUAACGUUACGCCUCGAAGUUAACGUCCCAGCCUCUUCCUAAAAGACUUAACUAGGUGGGGUACACACCCAUUUAAAGAUUUUAUGUAAUCUAAACAUUACGAAUACGGAAUGUAAACAGCACAGGUGUUGAACAUUAUGGUUCCCAUGACGACCAUCAGUGUUGGAUCCUUACACUGAAGGCUGCUUGUUUACAGCCAGUUCAUAAAAAAGGCUUGUUGAUGUCGAAAAUAUUGGAUAUUGAGUCUGAAGACUGUUUUUACGAAAACUUGACACUAGGUGUUGUUCAUAUUCUUGAGCGUACUCCAAGAGUCAGCAAAAUUGAGCUGGAGCGACUAGCACCAUGUGACAGACUUGUUCUCACGACUUGGGAACAACGACAUUGCUGCACAAUGCCAGAAGACCUUCGCAACUUCUACUGUUCAACUGACGGCUUCCGCUUGACAUGGAACUACGAAUUCGCAGGGGAAGUACAUCCUACAGGUAAAAUGCACAUAAAUUCUGUGUCAGAUCUCCGCCGGCUAGCAGGCAUAAAAUGUGCAGGUGACAUGGAUUUUCCCACUCUUCUAGAUAUUGAAAUAUGUAACCAGCAAGAAUCAGCAACACCUAACUUUGGCGUACGGUGUAAAAUAUUUGAAUUGGAUCCCUGUGAUGGAAUGGCUAAGGUAUGUUUGGUGUAUAUGGACCAUGGGGACAGCCCUGACACUCGUAUGCGAGAGGAUCCCACAAUUUGGUUACUGGACCGGUGUUUUGAGUGGCACUUUCUCGCAAAUACAUUCACCCUGUAUUUUAGGAUGAUGCUUGUACACCAAGGUCUCCCACAGUGGCAGUUUCGCUUCACACCAAUGGGGCUAACCCCAUGGGCUGAGGUAGAGAAUCAAACCUUCAACUGUAUUUUUAUCUUUCUUAUGGAGCAGUUGUUCCAGUGA
Gryllus bimaculatus (two-spotted cricket) is the source of this 978-nucleotide messenger RNA. NCBI's taxonomy places the organism in Eukaryota, Metazoa, Arthropoda, Insecta, Orthoptera, Gryllidae. The record is from the annotation of a GenBank genome assembly.